Messenger RNA from Cladophialophora immunda, 1330 nucleotides. RefSeq lists its product as uncharacterized. Gene Ontology annotation, biological process: DNA replication-dependent chromatin assembly; nucleosome disassembly; nucleosome assembly. Lineage: Eukaryota; Fungi; Ascomycota; Eurotiomycetes; Chaetothyriales; Herpotrichiellaceae. Gene Ontology annotation, molecular function: histone binding. Gene Ontology annotation, cellular component: nucleus. The record is from RefSeq and is a predicted model, not a curated record. The transcript has 3 exons. Bases 153 to 1034 code for a protein of 293 amino acids.
CGACCUUGGGCUCACUGUCCGCAAACACACCUCCACAGUGCCUCCAAACGGUCACAAUCAACAGCUUACUCUUCCAGAACACCAUCCAAACGUCUAUUGGGCGCCGAGUUCGACGUGCGCAACCGCGGACUUCCUUAGCGCCUGUCGCAACCAUGUCGGUGGUUUCUUUGUUGGGUGUCAAGGUCCUGAACAACCCUGCCCCAUUCACUUCACCAUACGAGUUUGAAAUCACGUUCGAAUGUCUUGAGCAGCUUCGUGAAGAUCUCGAAUGGAAACUCACCUACGUGGGCUCUGCCACGUCGGCGGAACACGACCAAGAGCUUGACUCUCUGCUCGUAGGGCCCAUCCCUAUCGGUGUCAACAAAUUCAUCUUCGAAGCCGAUCCUCCCAACCUAUCUCGCCUGCCGCCAUCCGAGAUCCUCGGUGUGACAGUGAUCCUCCUGACCUGCUCCUACGAUGGAAGAGAGUUCGUGCGCGUCGGGUACUACGUGAACAAUGAGUAUGACGACGAGAUAUUGAAUGCCGAUCCGCCAGCCAAGCCCCUCAUUGAAAAGAUUCGCCGGAAUGUGCUCGCGGAGAAACCCAGAGUUACUAGAUUCGCGAUCAAGUGGGAUUCUGAAGAAUCUGCUCCAGCCGAAUAUCCUCCCGACCAGCCUGAAGCCGACACCCUCGACGACGAUGGAACCGGCUAUGGCGCAGAAGAAGCAGAAAUGCAAGCAGCGUUAGAGAAAGAAUUGGAAGAGACCGAGGCCAAGAUGGCGCAAGAACACACGGCCAAUGCCGAUCAGGAAAUGACGGACAGCCACAAAGUCAAAGAAGAAGAGGAAGAGGGUAGCGAUGCUGAAAGUGAGGAUCUUGAGGAGGAGAGUAGUGAGAGUGAAGACGACGAAGAAGAUGAGGAGGGUGCAGAAGGUGAGGAUACAGAGAUGGCAGAGGGCGAUGAGAAGUCCACCACUGCUCCCAACACGGCUUCCGCGGAGGCCAAUGGCGAAAGUAAAGCCACAGAGACCAAGCCGGAGGUCAUGGUUCAUUAGAGCAACGUGGAAUCACAUUGCACUGGUUUCGAAUCCGACAGCAAGGCGUUCGGCGUAUGGGAUGGGUGGUAUUCACGUGGAGAUAAGCCAACACGCAUGCAUAUUAGAUGAGACGAAGAGCAUGACUGAUCGAGGACAUUAUUUCGACCGGAGUCGCGGACACCAUUGCCCCAGCGAGGUGGUAUUGGCAUAUGCUUGCCCUGGUGGUACAUAUUGAACAGAGGUGUAGCUAAUCGCUGGAAAGAAUUCUGCUUGACCCGAGUCCCUUAUACCGUUCUCUGCCGUGGAAAAGCAAG